CUCUCAUGCGGGUUGCGGGACACGUCCGACGGCUAAACAAGGUGGAAACGCUGGAAAAGUUGUCAGUAAAGCCUCCAGUCAGAGUUUGCAAGGUUCCUGUAUGGUGACGAGCUCAUUCGUAUUCUGGCAUGUGUCAAUCAAUCAGGCCUGAGGAGCAAUGAAUAAAUCCUACGGACGCAUCGAAAUGGACCUGACGUUUGGAUCAGCAAAGCCCUACGGGUCCACGAGGAGUAUCGUGAGGAGGAUCGCGAGCAACCUUCCUCUCAAACCCUGCCCCAGGGUUCACUUUCAGCUGUACCCACUGGACGAGGAUGCGGAUGUCAUCGCCCGCAGGAAGGAGCACGCGGUGGCCUCACUCGCCGACGUCUCCUGGAUCAACCAGGACGACGACGACGAUGAUGGCGAAGAGGAGGAAGGCAAACCUCGGUCGCGGCCACCCCAGGGGCUGGCGUUCCGGGGGCGCCCACCCCGGCCUCGGAGACGCCCCCUCGCCAGGCGGCGCUCUCUCCCUAGCCUCCACCAGGGCCCCCCGGACCCCCAGGGCCCCGCGGCCGCCAACGACGAGGCCAUUCAGAAGAUCAGCGCGCUGGAGACGGAGCUGGGCAAGCUGCGAGCGCAGAUAGCCCAGAUCGUGCUGGCCCAGGAGAAGAGUGCCCAGUUGGCUGUCUCCAAUGGAACAAGCUCCGGGCCUCCCCAGGCUCCACCUCCCCCUCCACCUCCUCCUCCUCCCUCUGGACUCCAGCGCACCUUUUCCACCAUGGACCUGAUCAAGGAGCGGCGCGGGAAAAAGACGCAAGGCCCAACGGAGACAAAGACGCACGCCGACAUCCCAAACAUGCUGGACGUCCUCAAGGACAUGAACAAAGUCAAGCUGAGAUCCGUCAAAAGUCGGCCGGUGAGCGCGGAGAACGAGGAGAAGAUGAAGGAGCCGACGGACGCCGCCGCGCUCAUCGCGCAGGCUCUCAAGAGGAAGUUUGCGCACACGUACCCGCAACACAACCACCAAGUGGACCAAGUCAAACAUCCCGCCGAAAGCCCGCUGUUUGGUCAGCACAUGUUGAGAUCAACCGGGAAGCGCACGUUUGUCUAAAGGAAUGAAUGAAUGCAGCUUACUGACGAGGAAGAGGCCUGGAAUGUUCCAAAUCGUCAACUUUAUUACUUUAAUAUUUCUGCAAGCACAAAAGGGAUAUUCCUCUCAAUUCUGUUCAUGGUUUGGUGCACUUUUUAAGUUAUAUGACAUUUUAUUAUGCAUAUGUCAGUGUUGCCAGUCUUCUGUAUAGUGAGAUUCAACUGGUCAUACGGUAAAUUAUGAUUGUCCUAGUAAAGCGCUCUAAAAUGAUUGUCCUACAUUCCUAAUGUAUACCAAACACUAAUUUGCCAAACCCCUAUGUAAAAUGAUGUU
Messenger RNA from Phycodurus eques (leafy seadragon), 1402 nucleotides. RefSeq names its product mitochondrial fission regulator 1 (gene mtfr1). The record is from RefSeq and is a predicted model, not a curated record. Bases 158 to 1090 code for a protein of 310 amino acids. NCBI's taxonomy places the organism in Eukaryota, Metazoa, Chordata, Actinopteri, Syngnathiformes, Syngnathidae. Gene Ontology annotation, biological process: mitochondrial fission; aerobic respiration. Gene Ontology annotation, cellular component: mitochondrion. The transcript is spliced from 8 exons.